AUGACCGGUCGUUUGAAAAGUCAGUGGAAAAAAUUACUUCCCGAUGCUAUAUUACCCGAUCAUCAUCAUCAUCAUCAGCAGCAGCAGCAACAGCAACAGCAGGAACAACAACAAUCACAGCAACAGCUUGAACAACAACAGUCAUCAUCGGUACAGGAUAGUAGUAGUAGUAGUGGUUCAAGUUCAAGUGCAAGUACAUCUGCAAAUUCACCUGUAACUGCAAUUUCAAGUGGAAGUGAUUCAAUUUUAAGUGGAACUGGAAGUACUUUGAAAGCAACAAAAGAAAAGCUAAAAAAUAUUGCUCUACCAUCAAAUUUCCGUAAAUUACGAAAGAAAUUUUUAAGGUAUAAAAAAGAAGGCACUGAUAUUAAAGAGGAUAAUACGGAAUUUGAAAAGGUAGCUGUACAACAGCGACCAGCAAGAAGUAAGAAGAAAAAACAAAGUAUGUUAAAAUGGAAGGAAGGCGCAAAACCAAUUCCUAUCGAGGCUGAUGACAGCAAAGGAAAAAGAAAACCGAAGAAAAAAAAACGACAAGAGAGAAAAAAGAAGAAAUUAAAAUUGUCAAAAUCCCUAAGCAGUGAAUUGAUAACUGAAAAUGAGAAGGAACAGAAAACAAUGGAAAAGGAGGAAGCUGAAACUGAAAUAGAAGGAGAAGAGCAACCUUUUACCGAUUCUAAAGAGGAGGAGUCCGAAUUCGAAUCAGCAUUUGAUACGAUUGAUAGGAAGAAAAAGGAAGUACCAUCAAUACCUGCCGCUAGUGGUAAUUUAGAUACUUCGGUUGGUUCCAAAACACCUCCCGGACCAGCACAAGUACCAUCCCAAAUCCCACAGGAAUCUACACUUGCAUACUCUACUGUUAAGGGUUCAGCAGAAUUCAUCGUACCGUUUGUGAAUUCAAAUCAGGAACCCGUUCCUUUUGCUACAGAAGAAGCUACAGAUACCAGGAAUGUCAGCAGCAGUAGUGGUUCGCAAAAAAGUGACACUCCUUCAACUGCACCAGAAUUUGAUAUGUGUGAUGCCGAACCGAUUAUCCUUUCCAAACCGGCAUGUCAAGUUCUAGAGAUUAUAGUGAACAAACAAUUCUUUAAAAAUGCUGCAGGAUCAGAAAAGGAAAAUGACUUAAUCCGGAGGUACUUUGCUGGAAAAAUUCCUCCGGAACAUGAAAAAGAUGCGCAACGAACACUCGAAAAAGCAGUUGAUUUAGCUGUGACAAGGGUAAAAUCAAGCGGAAUAAAUAAAUACUUAUACAAUUUCCUAAAUAACCGUGUAAUGGCAAUUAGCUUGAUAAUCGAUGCGAUGAAAUAUCGGAAAAAAGAAUUCCUACCAGAAUUUUGGAAUUAUAACCGAAUGAACAAAAAAGAACCCUCCUAA
Messenger RNA from Cercopithifilaria johnstoni, 1371 nucleotides. Lineage: Eukaryota; Metazoa; Nematoda; Chromadorea; Rhabditida; Onchocercidae. The record is from the annotation of a GenBank genome assembly.